AUGACAGGCAGUCUCAGACUAAGCAUUACUGAGGUGACUCAUGAAGCCGCCAGUGGACAAAGUCGAUAUAUAAGAAGGCUGCCAUGUUUUGUCCUUUCUGUGGCCAACAUCUGGCGACAGUUCAAGUGUUCUGUGGCUCCUGUGGCAAAAAUAUACAGUUUUUGGCAGAACAACAGGGUUCCACCGGAUUUCCUGCAAACACCUGAUCCUGUCCUGUUGGGGGUCCCGUCGACACCUGCUCCGCCGGGUUUCCUGCCAACUCCAUAUCCUGUCCUGUUGGAGGUCCCGCCGACACCUGCUCCGCCGAAUUUCCUGCCAACACCAGAUCCUGUCCUGUUGGGGGUCCCGCCGACACGUGCUACGCCGAGGGUCCUGUCGACACUAGCUCAUGUUCCGUCCAGAGUCCCGUCCACGCCUGUCCCGUCAGGGGUUCCACCAGCUCCUGCUCUCGAUCCCAGUGCUCCGGCGAUCCAGCUGACAUUGGAGGGGUCCCAUUGCGGCGUACGUCGUCCUCCGGAGAUGUCCCGUCGCCGUCUUCUUGCCCAGCCUCCUGAGUUUCCCAGCCGUCGUCUUCGUCCUCGAGCCCAGCCCCCUGACUUUUCCAGCCCCUGCCUUCGCCCUCAUGCCCGGCCUCCUGAGUUUCCCAGCCCUCGAGCCCGGCACACUGACUUUUCCAGCCACUGCCUUCGCCCUCAUGCCCCUGAGUUCGCUCGCUGUGGCCUUCGCCCCUUUUUGAACUCUGCCUUGCCCCCGGGCCGUCCGCCCGAGACCAUCUCCUGUUCCUCUGCCUUGCCUCUGGGCUGUCGACCCAGACCCAUCCUCUGGACCCCCUCCACCCACCCUUUUCGAAGUGUUGGACUUUGUUUUUGUUUUAUGGACGUCUAGGAUCCGUCCCUUGAGGAGGGGGUUCUGUCACGAUCAUAAUGUUAUGUCACGUUUUUAGUUGAGUCUGUCUUGUUUUGGGUGUUAUUUUGUAAUUCUGUACUCCCUGGCCCUUUCUCAUUUCUCUAACUCCCCU
Molecule: messenger RNA, 1018 nt
Organism: Gymnodraco acuticeps
Lineage: Eukaryota; Metazoa; Chordata; Actinopteri; Perciformes; Bathydraconidae
Product: basic proline-rich protein-like
Exons: 4
Coding region: 1-885 (294 amino acids)
Source: RefSeq, a predicted model, not a curated record